Porites evermanni is the source of this 3156-nucleotide messenger RNA. The record is from the annotation of a GenBank genome assembly. NCBI's taxonomy places the organism in Eukaryota, Metazoa, Cnidaria, Anthozoa, Scleractinia, Poritidae.
AUGGAAAACGAUUUAGCAGACAGAUUCAUUUCGGAACGCAUCAUACGCAAACUUAAGGAUACUUUACAAGCACAGAGCUCACUUCCUCAGAAUGAUCUUUCCUUACAGUUGUCGUGCAUGCAAGCAUCUGCAUCAACUCUUCUUGAAGUAAAGAACAUCUUGGAUGGUCUAAGCAAAGCUUCGGUCAAAAGCGUAGCUGACACUCUGGCUAAUUCUGAUGUUCAUUUUGUUUUACAGCGGUUUUUAUUCAGUUCUUAUUACUUUUUGCCCUCAGACGGUGGAAUGGUGGCCAGUUUGACGAAAGGGGAAGUAAAUCGUCCUUCUGGAACGCUCAUAUUUUGCCCUCUUUAUGUUGCCGUAGCGGAAGUUCUUACACAUCUAGUCGCAAGUCCAACAUUUGCAAGCAGUCUGUCCUCAACCAAAAUACUUCAGCUAGUUCUACAAGAUCUGAAUGUGCUGGUAUUGCCAAGUUCUGAGCCAGACCAUUUUAAGAUGCUUCUGGCCAAUAUUCAGUUUUUAUGGCAGGUGUCAAAAAGCCCCGCCACAUCCGCUCUGUUUUGCAACGUGAGUGAUACCCUGUUGAUUCUUAUUAACGUGUUUGUUAGUUAUCAAGGACCCUUUGAACAGCUGACUACACUAGUCAAAUCCUUAGUCAUGUUUAUUGCGGCCAGCGUUGCCGAUGAUGAAACAAGCGUGUACUUGCUUGCGGAAGAAAGCUGCAUAGAUUUCAUUGUUGACAUUCUCAGAAAGUCCGUAAGCACGGGAGAGACUUACCUUAAUUAUCAGGGUGUUUACGCUGUAGACAUUGCCAACUGUAUUGAGAAAAUGAGCCGAUUUGCAGGUUUGCAAGAAGCACUUCUGGGGCAAGGUGUAGUGGAGCUCCUUGUGACUAUGAUUCAGAUAGGUGAUCCUUUUGAUGACAGAGCAGCAGCCAGUGCCACGAAUGCACUCAUGCAGUGCUAUGGGGAAACAGAUGUUCCAGUUUUGUUGCAAGGACUAGCGUCAGACAUAGAUUCAUCAUCAGAAAGAUUGGAACUCUUUAGUCAUAAUUUGAAGGAACAAGAUGUUGUCCCCAAAAAUGGAGAUAGAAAGGAAGUGGGAAGUGCAGAAGAGGACGCUCUGGUGUCGAAAGUGCAACAGCUAAGUCUGGAGACUGAGGGCUGCAAUGUUACUGAACAGUUACAAAGUGAGGUAAAUGUUGAGGGAAGGGAAAUCCUGGCAGAAAGUGAAAAUUUUGGAGAGGAUAUCAAGGGGUUUAAGUCAGAAGGACUUGAGCAAAAUAUGGAGGGUAUCAAAGAAAACACUGACAAAAAUACUGGUGUGUCUUUGUUUGAUGGAGAAACCACAUCUAAAGCUACAGAUAAUGAUGCUGAUAGAAAGGGGAAUGCGGCAACAGAAACAGAGAAGCCCAAGGGAUUAUCUCAGGAGAGCAGGGAAUGCGAUAUUGGUGAUGAUCAGCAGAAGGAAAAAUUUGCAGUUGAAAUGCUUGAAUUGAAUGGAAAAGUGGCGGAAUGUGAGGUUAAGAGUGCUGAAGAUGUCUUUAGUCUUCAAAAAGAUAGAGGGCAAAUAUGUGAUUCAGAUAGAGAAUCAAAAACUAUUUCAACAGCAGAUUCUAAGGAAAUUGAGGAAAAGGAAAUGGAGAUAUUACCUGCACAACCUUUACUUGAAGUAACAAGUCAAAGUGAAACCUUCAAGGCUGUUCCACCAGAGCAAGACGAUAUAUCCUCUUACCUGAAAGAGCAGAUCAAGAGCAUGGGAGAAGACGAAAUUAAGUACUUAACAAUUCCAACACCUUUCCAGCAGCCCGAUCUUAUCAAGCAAUCAGAGCCUGAGAGCACACAACAGUCUUCCCAGAAGCCAUUCCACUAUCAGCAAGCUGGAACUGACCCUGUGUCAGGACAAGACUUGCAUGAUAUACAUUGGAGUCUGAUAGAGCUAGGUGUUCACAACAUGUAUGAUGCGAAAGUGGUUGGCCUGCUUAACGAACUCCUAGAAGAGUCAAAACUAAGAGAAGCUGGUGUCUUUGAGAUACUCAAUCAUGUCCCUCGUGUCUACACUUACAAAUUUCUAAGAACAGGAAGCAUGGAACGACAACUAAGAGUUGUUCCUGCAUACAACAAAGGUGGAAUCAAUGCUCCGUUUAUCCAUGCUCAACCUGAAAUAGAUUAUCAUUUGGUACUCAAAAAGUUUAUUUUUCAAAUGGUACCAGAUCAUGGCAGCAAAAUGCAUUUUCCAGGUUUUACUGUAAUUGGACCCUGGUUGGAGAAAAUCCCAGCAGAUCUUGAAGAGUGGAAUUUCUGCUUUGUGCCUUUAAAGUCUCAAUUUGUCGGAGGAAAGAUGCAAUUUUAUCUAUCUGCUGAAAUAUUGAAAGCAAAUUUCUUUUAUCCCAUUUUGUUGUCAUUUGUACACAUGAACAUCAGGUACAGGAUUCUUGAGGCAAAAGGGGAGAAUUUAACAAAGGAAAAACUGAAACAAGAAGGUAUCACUAUUAGGAAAAUUGAAGAGAAUGGUCCAGCAGUUACAGUACACUACUUACACAAUUAUCUUACUGCUGACUAUGUGUUAUCACUGCGUCACAUCCACUGGCCUUUGUGUGCAGCAGAAUGGGGAGGUCGGCAAAGGUAUUGGCCUAAUAGUGACACUGUCAACGAUGUCAUAAGUUAUGGCUGCCAUUUGGUACCAAAACAACCACCUACUCUCAGCAAAGAAGACCCACUGUAUGGCCUGUUUUUCCAGUACUCAUUUGCAAGAGCUGAAAACAUCCUGCUAAACAAACUGAAUGAGGAUAACCCAGUGCUGACUGAUUGUCUGCGCAUGUUAAAGUUUCUCUGUGAGAUGCAUUUUGACAGGCCACAGCUGCUGAAGUCAUAUCACAUGCAGACAAUCGUUCUGCUUGCAGCAGAGAGGCUUCCACUGUCGCACUGGAAAGCUGACAAUUUUGUGAAACAUCUGCUAGAUUUAUUGGAUGACUUGCUCCAUUUUCUUGUGGCACAAUAUCUACCUAACUAUUUCAUUCCUGCUCAGAAUCUUUUCCAGCAGUUUUCUUCUGAUUUUCUUAUUGAUGUGGCAAAGAGGGUGUCCAAAGUUAGGAAAAACCCGAUCAAAUACCUAACCCCCUCUAGGGAUCCUGAGAGAUUUGGGAUCUUUCUGAUUUGA